UUUUAAAAAAAAGGAAAAGAAAAAUGGUUACUACUUCUACAAAUUCAGAAGAAGCAAUAAUUGAAGAAGAAAGAAUAUUAACAGAAUUGGAGAAAAAUGCAAUUUCUAGAAGGCAGCAUUUAUUGGAAAUGCGAAAAAGGUUUGUUGGAAGGAAUCAAGGAAAUGGAGACAUUGACGGUGAACAGAAUUGUGGAGAAGAACGUUUUCCAAUUCAAUUUCGAUCAUAUAAACCAGUUAAUGUGCAGCAACAAUCAUCACCAUCAGAACCACCAAGAGAAGAAAUUAAUUUAUUAAAAGAAAAAAUUGAAGGGCAAUUAGAAGCUGGGAAAGAUGCAAAAGUUGGGGAUUCUUUAGAUAUUAAUACUUUGGCUCCAAGAAAAGUGGAUUGGGACUUGAGAAGAGGAAUUAAAGAGAAAUUGGACAAACUUGAUAAAAGAACAAAUAAGGCUAUAAUUCAAUUGAUAAGAAAACGUGUCAAAGAAGAAGCAGGAAACGAAGAGUUAAUUGCUUAUGCAGUUCAAGAAAUGGGUAAUGAGUGA
Meloidogyne enterolobii is the source of this 539-nucleotide messenger RNA. Lineage: Eukaryota; Metazoa; Nematoda; Chromadorea; Rhabditida; Meloidogynidae. The record is from the annotation of a GenBank genome assembly.